GCCGGUGAACGCUGAGUGUGUGAUAUGAGCCCGUCUGUGAGGAUGUGAGAGGUAUUCCGACGGUAUUAUGAUCGCCAGGAGCUGCUUUAUUGCAUUAAACAGUGAGGAUCUGCAGUGAUGUCCUCCAAUCAGGGCUCGUCGCCGAUCCCUCAGUGCAGUGGAGCAGGAGGAGGAACCAGCGAUGGGUUUUUCCGGAAACACAGAGAGCCUCCACUGGCCCCCAAACACUACCGGACGGCCCGCUCGCUGCCGGACGUUUGUCCUAAAGAGCCCACCGGUGAUGGCGGUGGUCUGUGCGAGGGUCCGUCGGUGGUGGCCGAUCAGCACCGCUGGACUGUGUAUAACUCUAAAGUGAAUCUCCCCGCGGCCCUCAAUGACCCCCGGCUGGCUAAGAGAGAGUCCGACUUCUUCACGAAGACCUGGGGUUUGGAUUUCAGCGAGACCGAAGUCAUGCCUUCAUUCUACCUGCCCAACAUCACCCGAGAACACUUCAGCUCAUACCUGCAGGACACGGCUCAGAGGGAGAAGAUUCACGAGCGCUGUAAGAACAUUUGCCCAAACAAAGAUGAUCUGUCAGUGUCCAGCAUCACUAACAAUCACGAAAAAGCCCGAGCUGAACUGGAGCAGGUGCCCAAGAUCUUCAUGAAGCCGGAGUUUGUGCUGAAUGAUCCCGCCACCUUUAAUGCCGUGUUGCCGUGGUCUCACUUCAGCGUCGCUGGGGGAAAGAAUAGCAGAGAUGUUGCUUCAUCACGGUUACUACAGGAAAAGUUGAGUCAUUAUCUGGACGUGGUGGAGGUGAGCAUCGCUCGUCAGAUCUCUCUUCGCUCCGAGGCCUUUUUCCACGCCAUGUCAUCUCAGCACGAGCUGCAAGACCGGCUGCGCGAGACCGCGGACGCCGUGGCCAAACUCCGUGCCCGAACCGCUGCCAUCGACCGGGUGAUGUGCCGCGGGCCGCUGCGGGUGCUGCGCGACGCUCUGACGCGCAACAACUGCAUCAAACUGCACAACAAGCUGAAGCUGAUGGCGGCCGUGCACCAGACGCAGCCCACCGUGCAGCUGCUACUUUCCACGUCAGAGUUCGUGGGGGCGCUAGAGCUCAUCGCCACCACCAAAGAAGUGCUGCAGCAGGAACUGCAGGGCAUUCACAGCUUCAGGCAUCUGGGAUCUCAGCUGUGUGAGAUGGAGAGGCUGAUUGAUAAGAUGAUGGUGGCGGAUUUCUCCACGUACGCUCAGAGUGACCUCAGCCGACCCUUAGAGGAGGACAGUCAGGUGCUGGAGAAGGAUCGUUUGCAAUCUCUGGUGUUUGGGCUGUUGCGGCAGAGGAAGCUGGAUUUCCUGGACAUCUACAGUGAAGAGAUGAUCCGCGCAGCUAAAAACGUGGUCCGGCAGUGUGUUGUGAAGUCCCUCUCUCAGGUCAGCGAGGUCGAUGCAGACACUGUCAGGAUUCAUGAACAGAUGCGCUUGAUGGCGUUUCAUCAUUGGUUUGAUCUGCUGCUGGAUAUAUUUGAACACUUUAUCUUGUUCCUCAAAAGGAUCAAGGCGACACUCAGUGUCAUCCGUAAUGUAGUGCUGGAAGUGCUGGACAGCAGCCAGAGGAGUCGACUAGCAGACAAUACAACAGCCUCCAAUCAUACAGACAGCAGAGCCAAUGAAGAUGAGGAGGAGGAGUCAGGAGGCCCCGCCCUUCAUCCAGGAGAGGCGGAGCUUGCAUACCUCACUCACGAGGGUCUGUUCAUCAGUGACGCUCUGAAUGAAGCAGAGCAGCGCAGCGUUACAACAGCAGCACAAACACAGGCCAGAGCACAGACGCCAUGUGCGGACGCCUGCGGGAGCGACUCGGCCUCCGCAACCACUGAAUCCUCCUCCAGCAGGGAACACAACUCCAACACUACCUCCUGCCUGCCUGUAGGGGCCGCCGCCGCUGCACUUGAGGACGUCAUGCCAUCUGAUCUGGAGUUGGGUCGAGUGGCCAAUAACGUUCAGGAGCUGCUGUACGCGGCGUCAGAUGUCAGUCACGACCGCUGCGUCAAAGUGCUGAUGACCAGAGCCAAGGACGGCUCUCUGGAGCGCCUGAGCUCGUCAGAGUUUGUGUGUUUGAGUCAGGCGGUGGAGUCGUUUGUCAAAGACACUGAAGAGCUGUGCGGCAGGCGCAGUGUCAGCCUGAGGGGGGCGCUGCAGAGUCAGGCCAACCGCUUCGUACAGAGAUUCCACGAGGAGCGCAAGACCAAACUCAGUCUGCUGCUGGAUAAUGAGCGCUGGAAACAGGCUGAGGUUCCUGCUGAGUUUCAGGAUCUGGUCGACUCCAUCGCUGACGGACGAAUCUCUCUGCCUGAGCGCAAACACAGCAGCGGGUCCGAGGACAGGAAGCCCACUGAGUUUCUGUGUGUGGACGGACAGAAGUAUGCGGUGGUCGGGACGGUGCUGCUGCUGAUCCGCAUGUUUCUGGAGUACUGCCAGUGUGUGAACGACAUUCCCUCCAUCACCACUGACAUCAUCACACGCCUCGCCGACCUGCUCAAGCACUUCAACUCUCGCUGCUGUCAGCUGGUUCUCGGUGCUGGAGCUCUGCAGGUUGUGGGACUCAAAACCAUCACCACCAGAAACCUGGCUCUGGCGUCUCGCUGUCUUCAGCUGGUGGUUCACUACAUCCCUGUGAUCAGAGCGCACUUUGAGACGCGACUGCAGCCCAAACAGUACAGCAUACUGAGACACUUUGAUCACAUCACCAAGGACUAUAAUGACCACAUCGCGGAGGUCUCCGCUAAGCUGGUGGCCAUCAUGGACAGUAUGUUUGAGAAGGCUCUGUCGAAGUAUGAGGUGAAGGCGCCGAUGCCGUCUGCGUGUUUGCGUAACGUGUGUAAGCAGAUGCUGAAGAUGCACGAGGCCAUUCACGAGCUGCUGCCGGAGGAGCAAACACAGAUGCUGUUCCUCAGGAUAAACGCCAGCUUUAAGCUGCACCUGAAGAGACAGUUGUCACGGCUGGGGGUCAGCAAUGAUGGAGGACCACAGAAUGGGCUGGUGAUGGUGGACGUGGCGUUUUACUCCGAGAACGUUCAGGGUUUGCGCUUUCUGGAGCGUCUGGACUUGAAUAUGCCAGAGAUCUGGGAGCAGAAGAGGUGAUGACGGACAGCUCGUCUCAGCCAAUCAGGACUCUUCGUCACGCCCACCAUCAGUGACCUGCUCCGCCCCUCAAUCUGAGCAGGAAGUGAGGUCAGUGGACUGCAGGUGUGUUUUGUGUUUAACACCUGUUCUCCAGCAGCUCCUCGCCCUCCCGCCGACAAGAGCACUUUCAGGGCCUGGAGGGCACACACUUCUGUAUUACCAAGACAAAUGACGGGUUUCUUGUGGAGACCAAAUCAGGACACACUUGUGUGGUUGACCAAUCGCAGCCGGGGAUUAUGGGAAAUGUGUUUUUUUUGUUGUUGUGUAAAGCGAGACGCGUCCUCAGUGCCUCCUUCAGUACCGCCACUACAGUGCAACUUUCCAUAUGUGUGCAAUUCUGUCCCAUUAUCAUUAUUAUUGUUAUUAUUGCUGAUUUAUUUAAUCACUGUCAGAGGAAUCAAUGAAUGGUUAUUUAUUUUAAUUGAUUUUGUUGUUGAUUUGUCAAUCAUGUCGAGGAAAGCUUUCAGGCGAUGACGGCGGAGUACUAAAAAGGGUUUUAAACGCACACCGCUGGCCUGUUUUUCCUCCAGAAUAGUGACUUUUACAUGGUUGUCCUGUUCAGGGGGGAUGAGUUCAAAGUAUUAAAGCUCAAGAUUCUCGUCUGUGAGGAGACUUUAAAAAUGAAGAAGAUAUUAAUCUGUCAGCAAACGUAUUCAGCUAAAGCUUUGCUAGAUUAACUACUCCAGAUAUUGGUCACAUUGACUCCAGGAUCUAAUUAUGAACAGGCGAUGUGUUCUGAAGCCGUCUGUGUUCUUGCAGAGCUGCAUCCAAGUCUAUAAUGAUAAUGAAGAAUUAUUUAAUCUUAAACUCGUGUCCUUUGCGAAACCACGGGAUGAUCUUGUCUCUCCUGAAGCCCCAGUCUUAAAGUAACCCCGCCUCUUCUCCAGUGCUCAUUUGAAUAAAUUUGGUUGAGCUUUUAAAUAAUUAAUCGUGACUAAUUAUGUACAAAGUAAAGGUUUACAUAAUAUGCUCACUUCACACAAGUAUAUAAAUAUAUAUACACACACACACACA
Messenger RNA from Danio aesculapii, 4176 nucleotides. It is a transcript of the gene vps54, whose product is annotated as VPS54 subunit of GARP complex. The coding region runs from base 118 to 3120 and encodes 1000 amino acids. The record is from RefSeq and is a predicted model, not a curated record. Gene Ontology annotation, biological process: Golgi to vacuole transport; retrograde transport, endosome to Golgi. The transcript has 23 exons. Gene Ontology annotation, molecular function: syntaxin binding. NCBI's taxonomy places the organism in Eukaryota, Metazoa, Chordata, Actinopteri, Cypriniformes, Danionidae. Gene Ontology annotation, cellular component: GARP complex.